This is a messenger RNA of Rhododendron vialii, 1535 nucleotides long. Its product is annotated as polygalacturonase inhibitor-like. Gene Ontology annotation, molecular function: protein binding. The coding region runs from base 74 to 1081 and encodes 335 amino acids. The transcript has a single exon. Lineage: Eukaryota; Viridiplantae; Streptophyta; Magnoliopsida; Ericales; Ericaceae. The record is from RefSeq and is a predicted model, not a curated record.
UUCUAUAUAUGGAAACCUAGCUCCACAUGUAAACCAACAAGCACAAAAAGAAAAAGAAACACCAAGCAGAAACAUGAAGAAUACUAGUACUAGUUCUCUCCUCACCCUCUCUCUCCUCCUCUUCCUCUCUCUCCCCUCCCCGUCCCUCUCCGCCGAGCGCUGCAACCCACACGACAAAAAAGUCCUCCUCCAGAUCAAACAAUCCUUCAACAACCCCUACUUUUUGGCCUCGUGGGUCCCGACCUUCGACUGCUGCGAUUGGUACGUAGUGGAAUGCGACUCCACCACCAACCGCAUCAACUCCCUCACCCUCUUCGGAGGCGUCCAAGGCGGCGGUAACCUCUCCGGCCAAAUCCCGGCCGCCGUGGGCGAUCUCCCGUUUCUCGAAACACUAAUCUUCCACAAACUCUCGAACCUCACCGGACCCAUCCCGCCGGCCGUAGCUAAACUCUCUCACCUCAAAACCCUCUGGCUUAGCUGGACCAACUUAACCGGUCCGGUUCCUUCGUUUUUAUCCCAACUCAAAAACCUUACUUUUCUUGAUUUAUCGUUCAAUGACUUAACCGGUUCGAUCCCUAUGGAGCUUUCAUUACUGAAAAAUCUCGCUGGGAUUCGCUUGGACCGAAACAAACUCACCGGUCCAAUCCCAGACUGGAGAUUCACGGGGAAUGCCCCUGAUAUCAAUCUUUCUCACAACAAAUUAACCGGACAGAUACCAGAAUCGUUUGGCUAUUAUAACUACUCGAGACUCGAUUUCUCGCGUAACAUGCUUUCGGGCGAUUUAUCGUUCAUGUUCGGGCCAAACAAAACGGUCCAGAUUGUCGACUUCUCGCGAAACACGUUCGAGUUCAACAUGAGUAACGUGGUUUUUCCGGCGAGCUUGACGUCGUUGGAUUUGAAUCAUAAUAGGAUAUUUGGAAGUCUUCCGGCGGGGUUGACGGCACUGGAAUUUCAGUUCCUGAAUGUGAGCUAUAAUCGGCUGUGUGGGAAGAUUCCGAUGGGUGGGAAGUUGCAGAGCUUCGACGCCACGUCGUAUUUUCACAACCGGUGCUUGUGCGGAGCCCCGUUGACGGCUUGCUAGUGGAUUUCUUGGAUUGGACUUUCCUGGAUUCUGUUUUUAUUACCAGAAAAAGAAUGGCUUUUCAAUUAAAACGUUGUAACUGGUUUAACUAAUCAGCUACAUUGGUACCUAUAAAUAAGAUAAAGUUUCAAUUUCGACCUCCGGAAAUAAUUUGUUUCAAUUGAAGUACUUGAACGUGAGUUAUAAUCGGUUGUGUGGGAAGAUUCCGACAGGUGGAAAAUUGCAGACCUUCGGUGUGACGUCGUAUUUCCACAACCAGUGCUUGUGUGGCACCCCGGCCGCUGCCGGCUUGCUAGUAGAAAGUGGAAGCGCAGUUUUUGGGGAAUUUGUAUGUCUGCAAAUUGAAGUGUAAAAAUUUCUUCUUUUUUAAGAAACUUGUUACGAUAUGUUUCCAUGUUGCUUUACUAGAUGAAUUUUGUUUUGGUUCAAUAAAACAUUUGGUCUGAUCGAAUAA